Molecule: messenger RNA, 1455 nt
Organism: Fragaria vesca subsp. vesca
Lineage: Eukaryota; Viridiplantae; Streptophyta; Magnoliopsida; Rosales; Rosaceae
Product: LRR repeats and ubiquitin-like domain-containing protein At2g30105-like
Exons: 10
Coding region: 292-1077 (261 amino acids)
Molecular function (GO): protein binding
Source: RefSeq, a predicted model, not a curated record
GAGAUGGGUUUUCCCAGAAAAACGCGGUUUAGUUUUGGUCGCUAAAAAAUAGAGAUAUGAGUCGUUGAAAAUGACAGAGUCCUUUUGUCUCCAAAACUCGGAGCCCUUCUCUCUGAGACCUUGACCCCCACCUAAACCCCUCUCUCUUCUCUGCAUUCCAUCCAAUCGAAGAAGCUCGUUGUGCAGAGAGAGAGAGAUUGAAGAAGACGAGGGGGAUUCGCUCUAGCUCUUCAAUAUCUCUUACCGUUUGAAAUCAGCAAAAUUUGUAGGAUCAAUUUCGGCGGUGACGGAAUGGGUUGCACUUCCAGCAAAGGCGUCGACUCGAAGGCGUCCAGGACGGCGCGGUGGCGAUCCACCGGCAUUGUUGCUCUCCGCGACUCUAAAUUGAAGACAUUUCCGGAUGAAGUUUUUGAUCUGGAGAGAUCAGUACGCACUAUUGAUCUGACACGCAAUAAAAUAGCUGAUAUUCCUAUGGACAUUGGCAAGUUAAUAAAUCUGCAGAGACUGGUCUUAGCUGAGAACCUUAUUGAUCGACUACCUAUGCAUGUGUCAAAAUUAGAGUCCCUGAAAGUUAUGACGCUUGAUUCAAAUCGAAUUACUUCCUUGCCUGAUGAAUUGGGACAAUUGGUCAGGCUUGAGCGAUUAUCAAUUUCUAAAAAUUCUUUGUCAUGUUUGCCUGAGACUAUCGGAAGCUUGCGCAAUCUAGUGCUGUUAAAUGUAUCAAACAACAAGUUAAAGUCUCUUCCCGAAUCAGUUGGGAGUUGCUUCUCUCUAGAAGAAUUACAAGCAGAUGAUAAUUCAAUUGAAGAUCUUCCUGAAUCCGUCUGCAAUCUUGGUCACUUAAAGUCGCUUUGCUUGGACAAUAAUAAUGUGAAGCAGAUACCGACCAAUCUAAUGAAAGACUGUAAAGCUCUGCAGAAUAUUUCCCUGCACGGAAAUCCUAUAUCAAUGGAUCAGUUUCAGCAAAUGGAAGGAUUCCAAGAAUUUGAAGCAAGGAGGAAGAAGAAGUUUGACAAACAGAUUGACUCAAAUGUAAUGAUCAGUUCUAAAGGCCUUGAUGAAGGUGUUGAUCAUUGAGGGUAUGGCUCUGACAUGUGGAAACAAAAUCAAGUCGCCGAGGCCAUUUCAAUUUGAAAGCAGGGUUCGUUUCAUGGAUGCUGUAACUUCAUCUAAGCUUUUUCUGUGGCUCGGGGGACAACGACAUUGCUGUUCAUAAUCUUUUUCACAUGCAUAAUAAAAAGACAUCAAGCACUACUACUGUUUUCUUCAACACUUGCUUCUUACUGGCAAGCAUGUAUAGAAAGGGUGGGGACUUGUUCCAAAAUAUAACUUAAUUUUGAGUAUUGUGAUUCUUAGUACAUAUAUACUCGUAUAUGUUACAUCUAUCGGUACUGAGAAAAGUGAUCGAAUACAUUGAAAUUAUUGAACUCUUGAAUUCAAAGCUCAUCUUUCUCC